Haliaeetus leucocephalus (bald eagle) is the source of this 1289-nucleotide messenger RNA. RefSeq names its product glutamate receptor, ionotropic, N-methyl D-aspartate-associated protein 1 (glutamate binding) (gene GRINA). Gene Ontology annotation, biological process: negative regulation of apoptotic signaling pathway. The transcript is spliced from 6 exons. The annotation marks the transcript as partial. The record is from RefSeq and is a predicted model, not a curated record. NCBI's taxonomy places the organism in Eukaryota, Metazoa, Chordata, Aves, Accipitriformes, Accipitridae. Gene Ontology annotation, cellular component: Golgi apparatus; membrane; endoplasmic reticulum.
CCGUACCCACCUACGGGGCCAUAUCCCCCCGGACCGUACCCCCCCCCGGGACCAUACCCCCAGGGUCCCUACGCCCAGCCACCCUAUGCCCAGCCGCAGCCCAUGGUCCCUGGGGACCAAGACUCCCCCCUGCACAGCACCUACCAUGAGGACGGGCCACCCUCCUACUAUGACAACCAGGACUUCCCCACCGCGCACUGGGAUGACAAGAGCAUCCGGCAGGCCUUCAUCCGCAAGGUCUUCCUGGUGCUGACCCUGCAGCUGACCGUCACCUUCGCCUUUGUGGCCAUCUUCACCUUUGUGAAAGGUGUGAAGGGCUUCGUGCAGCGCAAUGUCUGGACGUACUACGUCUCCUAUGCCGUCUUCUUCAUCUCCCUCAUCGUCCUCAGCUGCUGUGGGGAUUUCCGUCGCAAGCACCCCUGGAACCUGGUAGCUCUGUCCAUCCUGACCGUCAGCCUGUCCUACAUGGUGGGGAUGAUCGCCAGCUUCUACAACACUGAUGCCGUCAUCAUGGCCGUGGGCAUCACCGUCGUUGUCUGCUUCAGCGUUGUCAUCUUCUCCCUGCAGACCAAGUAUGACUUCACCUCCUGCCGGGGCGUGCUCAUCAUCUGCCUCGUCGUCCUCAUCAUCUUCUCUAUCCUCUGCAUCUUCAUCCGGAACCGCAUCAUGGACAUCAUCUAUGCUUCCCUGGGGGCCCUGCUCUUCACCUGCUUCCUGGCGGUGGACACGCAGAUGAUCCUGGGGAACAAGCAGCUGGCACUCAGCCCCGAGGAGUAUGUCUUCGCUGCCCUCAACCUCUACACAGACAUCAUCAACAUCUUCCUCUACAUCCUGGCCAUCAUCGGCAGGGCCAAGGAGUAGCGGCCCCACCACCGCCGCCGUGGCCCCCCUGCCACCCCCCGGCACGUGUCCCGGUUUGUGGUCUCCCCCUCCGCCCCUGUAGCCGGUUUUGUUUGGUGUUCUCAUCGCACCCCCUCGUCAGUUCUCCCGUUAAGAGUUUCUUUGACCCCAGCCACCUCCCCAGCUCCUGACAGGAGUGGCUGUGGGGGCUCGCUGGGCUGGGGAGGGGGCACGGGGUGACAGUUCUGUCCCCUUGCUGGGAGGCAAGGCGCUUGCCCGUGCCUGCCUGCCUGCUGGGGUGUCGCAGCCGCCUGCUGCCCCUCUUGUCCCCCCUAGAAGCCCCCUGCCCAGGCCCUCUGCUUCCCCCCUCCCCGCUGUGAAUACGGCUUUUCCCCCCACCUUGUGUUGAACGCGGACUGGAAGCACUUUCUCCCCCCAUCCGUGGUGGA